UCCCUGAGUUUAAGUUUUAAUAAAUUAUAUAUGUAACAGAACAACAAACAUGAGAAGUAUGAAAAGAAACUGGUUUCUGCUCUUUUGCACUAUACAUUGUUUUCAAGCAGCCUUUGGUAUAACAUUAAAAGACAGCAGCGAUCCAAUAUCUGCUGUUGAGGGAGCGACGGUUACAUUAAUAUGUAGUUUUAACUCUUCAAAAGAUGUUGUAUUUGAAUGGAAACAUGAGGGAACGACUGUGAAAACCUCAGAUACUGUGUAUGAAGGUAAAAUAUCAAACACAAUGAGGCAACUGAUUAUUAAGAAUGUGAAGCUUCAGAAUGAAGGAAGUUACACCUGCACUGGUUCUAAUAGUGAAGGAACAGCGCAAGGACUCAUCAAGUUAAAAAUUAUCAGAAUUAAACCAGAUAUUCUUGACAUACCACAGCAGUACUUGAGUAAAAACUCCAGAUAUACAAUUAAUUGCUCUGCACCUAAUGCUUCACCAAAGCCAACAUACGUUUGGUCCAGAAAGAAUGCUUUUUUUGAUGCGAAACAUGUCAAGGAUCAUGGGAACGGUUCAUUAACAAUAAAUAGUAUGAGAGAACAAGACGAAGGUGAAUAUACAUGUGAAGCCAAAAAUAGUGCAGGCGUGGAUUCAGAAAAGUUUAAACUGACCUUAGUUAAUUCAACUGUUUGGUUGAAAGAACUGCAAAGUAUGCAAAAAAAAGCAGGAGAAAGUUUCACACUCGAAGUAAGUUUGGUAGCUGCAAUAGACAUUGCCAAGAUGAUCUGGCUAAAGGACAGAAAUGUUGUUCCUCACGAUAGAUAUUCUCUAGAAGUAGCAGGAGCAAAGUAUACAUCGAGGUUAAGAUUCGACAAAGUUAAUAUUGACGAUGCUGGUGAAUAUGGAGUAACAGUGGAAUAUACACAAUUAUCAGGGCCAACAAAAUAUGCUAAUUUAACAAUUUUAUCAAAGCCAAUUGUAGACAUUGGUGAGGGUGACGAAGUAACCAUAUCGGAAGGAUCGAAAACAAUCUUUGUUUGCAUGGUGCAAGCAUAUCCAGCACCUACCAAAGUUCAAUGGCUAAGAAAUAAUACUGUCAUACCAAAAUCAGAUCUCAGUCAAACCAUAUCUGUAACUGGUUUGCGAACUACAAUAAUGCUGCAAAUGAACAAAGUGAUGUUUGAUGAUGGUGGAGAUUACAAGUGUUCUGCUACAAAUUCAGAAGGAGAGGGUUCGGCAACUGUCAAACUGAUUGUAGAAGCUGUUGCAGGUCCUUCAGAGAAAGAUAACAAUAAAACAGUUCUCAUCGUGGUGGUUGUGGUCAGUGUUGUCAUCAUUCUACUCAUUGUUGUUUUCGUCUUCUUGUACAUAAGAUUUAAAGAAGCAUGGUGUGGAGGGUACACUGACGCUAAUGGAACAUUUUAUACUGACUUAGUGCAAGAAGAAAAAGACGCGUCGUGCUUAGCAGACAUCGAGAAGAAUCCAUACUCAAUAAAGAAGAACAUCAACAUUUCAAUGAAACAUGCCGAUCGUAGCGGUUCUGUCAGUACCAAUGGAAGACUCUUCUCAGAUACGUCGAGAGCACCUCCAUCAAAAGGUCGUAGCUUAAGUCGCAGUUUGAAAAUGUCGUUGAAAUCACCCAAUGCUAGUGUGUCUGAGAAUCAUUACGCGCCGCUAGACACGAUUUCUAGUCAAGGUAAAGCCAUCGAGUUUAAACAUAUUACAUUCGAUGAAAUGCUUGGUACAGGCGAGUACGGGCUAGUGAAUGGUGGUCGUAUAAUUGACAGUGAAGACAGUGUGGUGUAUAAAGACGUCUCAAUCAAAAUGUUGAAAGAGGAAGCAUCUGCCCAAGAGCGCCGUGACAUAUUAGCUGAGCUUCGUAUGAUGCGCAGAAUUUCAAAACAUCCCAACGUGAUAGCUUUUGUUGGAUGGUGCAUUACUGAUGACAACGUGUACGUAAUUGAAGAAUACGCGCCCUAUGGUAGUUUAUUGACGUUCUUGCGCACCCAAAGAUCGCUAAGUCAGAGCACUGAAUCGUUGGAUCAACUUCCUCCUGAAGACAGAGUGGAUGCUAAAACAUUGUUGUCCUUUAGUUGGCAGAUUGCAUCAGGCAUGGACCAUUUAGCUAAUUUGCAGGUGGUCCAUCGUGACCUUGCUUGCCGCAAUAUUUAUUUGGGUCAUGAGAAGACGUGUAAAAUAUCUGAAUAUGGACUUUGUCGAGACAUCUACGCUGAAAAUGUUUACAGAAAAACCACAGGGGGCCAACUUCCUGUACGAUGGAUGGCACGCGAAGCUGUUUUUGAUGGACAAUAUACAACCAAGUCAGAUGUUUGGUCGUUCGGCGUUUUAAUAUGGGAGUUAGCUACUCUCGGAAAAAUCCCUUAUCCUGGGAUUGUCCGAACUGAACAACUGUUGGACGAGUUAGAAUCUGGAUACCAUAUGGAAAACCCUGGGCACAUUUCAACAGAUUUGUACCUUUUGAUGAAUUCAUGUUGGGCACACGAGCCAGAAAGCCGUCCGACAUUUGCGAAGUUGCGAUCACAACUAGGUGAUUUUAUGAAUGAGCAAGACGACAUACAUAUCGAUCUUCAGAAGUUAUUCGAGCAGGAAUACCGAGACAGCGACGAUUACUUAAAAUCGCCUACAGAGGACUUCCAUCUCCCGCCUUCAUUUCAAGCUACUGGAAACGAGCUAGCAGAAGAUCCACAAACUAUAUCUGCGGUCAAUGCUUAAAAGAUCAGCUGGCGUAACGAGUCUAUUUUAAACUACCUCUGUUAAUCGAUUGCACUCGAUUAGUCAGUUUCAUCGUAGGGAAUUCGAUUCCUUAGGCUUGUCUCGAUACAUUUAUUUAAAAUUUUAAGGUCUAGACAAAAGUAGUCCUAUCUUCUCUGUUGUUUUUGAACAUUAAGAAUGAUUUUUCAUUCGCUACAAUGUUCAAUCCUUCAACAAAGGACAUGCAACACAUCAAAAUGAAGAUAUGCAUUAGUUAGAUAUAAAAUACAGACCACGUCCACGGUGCUUGUUGCUUCUUUUGGCUGAUUUAUAUUUCCAAAAAAGGCAAGAAAAAAGUAACGUUAAAUUUGUUUUUUAUUUGCGCCGCAGAGAAUAUAACACUUUUUGACAAAAGUUUUUGAUACAUAUAAUUUAUUUUUCUGUAAAUUUAGUGUUUAAAUGUUUGUUUUGUAGAAAUUAUUUAUAACUGCCAUUAUUUCUUGUUUCGUGUACUGAUGAUGUAGCUUCUUUUUCUCAGUCUGUGCUUUUCGCUUUUUUUUUCUUCGUUAUAUUAGAUCUCUAUAAGUUUUUUAUUUUAUUUUUAUAUAUUUUCUUGGUUUCAUAUCACACUAUGUUUUUGAACAAGACGCAAUUACCAAUUUUCUACUGAACUUUUCGUCAUUAAAGAUCCCUUAAAAAGUAAAAAAUUAAUUUAAAUUUUUCGUGUUAAUAAGUUCAUUCGUUGACUUCCAUUUUGAACUGUCAAAUCAGUUGAUUCAGCUGAUUAGCGUGAUCUUCUGAGAAUAGCCUAAGCGUGAUCUUUCAAUCGUCGCUCGCGCUUUUUGCUGUUACUUCGUAUAUCGUCUCUCCUAAAUGUCAUACUUGUAUUGUUUUUGUUACCCUUUUACAUCAGGAUUAUUUUUAUACGUAAAAAUGUACAUAGCUUUAACUGUAUUUGCAAAAAAAAAGUUUUUGUUAUUA
Hydractinia symbiolongicarpus is the source of this 3679-nucleotide messenger RNA. Its product is annotated as fibroblast growth factor receptor 2-like. NCBI's taxonomy places the organism in Eukaryota, Metazoa, Cnidaria, Hydrozoa, Anthoathecata, Hydractiniidae. The coding region runs from base 50 to 2719 and encodes 889 amino acids. Gene Ontology annotation, molecular function: transmembrane receptor protein tyrosine kinase activity; ATP binding. Gene Ontology annotation, biological process: multicellular organism development; cell surface receptor protein tyrosine kinase signaling pathway; protein phosphorylation. The transcript has 16 exons. Gene Ontology annotation, cellular component: signaling receptor complex. The record is from RefSeq and is a predicted model, not a curated record.